Molecule: messenger RNA, 558 nt
Organism: Caenorhabditis remanei
Lineage: Eukaryota; Metazoa; Nematoda; Chromadorea; Rhabditida; Rhabditidae
Exons: 3
Coding region: 1-558 (185 amino acids)
Source: RefSeq, a predicted model, not a curated record
AUGUAUAAUUUCAUGAUCAUAGACACUGCAGAAGUAGAUUCCAUUUUUGCAAAGUAUUGUGGUCUGGUUAUAGGAGGUGCUCAGCUGUUUGGAAUGGUUGAAAUCGGACCAAAUUUCUAUUUGGAACCUAUGAAAUCAGUGGAAACAAUUUUUGGGAGUUUGGUUAUCAAAGGAACUGAUUUGACUGACUUUGGAUUUUUGGAGAACUUGAGAUACGUGGCGCAGUUGGAACAUAAACCUGCCAUUCUAAUCGAGAACAACAGCAAACUCACCAAUGUCACUUUUCCAAAACUAAAAAGAAUCCGUUCUCAUACAACGGAUGUCUUGAAAUUCGAUCUGAAUAAUCGAGAAAUCUCUACUAACUCUUCUCUCUGCUAUGACCUCCGAAAAUCGUUGAGCUUGUCAGAUUUUGCUCCAACUUUUGAUGGGUUUGCUUGUGAAACUCUCGAAUUUAUGGAAAAACAAGUCAAGGACACAAAAAAAUAUGCAGACAGUUUGUCGUUACUUCCAGCCGUGAUGCUUCUGUUUUUGAAAUUGUAUAAAUAUAAUAUUUUCUAA